AUGUCUAACGGUCCCAGUAAUUUUCUGAAUGGUGAUUUCGGUUCCGAAGAGGAGGAUGAUGACUUUAACCCCGCCCCCGUCCAGGAUUCGGACGAUGAGCGACCGAAGAAGCGUGAGACAAUGUCCUUCGAUGAUGCGGCGAGGGAUGAUAGGUUUGCCGUAGGCGAUGAGGAAGAUCAGGAAGAAGAUGAACCUUCACGGAGAAAAGAGAAGACCGGCGAGAGUGAUAAUGUAGAGGAAGACGAUUAUGGGGAUGCAGAUGAGCAUAGUGUCGGCGAGGACGGAGAUGGUUCGGAAGAAGAGGAGGAUGAAGAAGAUGACGAGGAUGAGGAUGAGCAGGCUGUUUCGGGGCGGCCACGGAAACGAAGACGGCGAGGAAUCAAUGCUUUUGUUGAGGUUGAGGCUGAGGUCGAUGAAGAGGAUGAUGCUGAAGAAGAUGAGGAGGAAAUGGGUGAUGGAUUUGUCGCAGAGCACCCUGACGAUCUCGACGCUUUGCCCGUGGGCGCAGAGACUGAUGAUCGGCGACAUCGCGAGCUUGAUAGAAAGCGGGAUUUGGAGGCCACAAUGGAUGCUGAGAAACAGGCACAAGCCCUUAAAGAGCGGUAUGGCCGGAACCGAGCGACGGCGGCAGACCUGGUUGUUGUGCCGAAGCGAUUACUCCUGCCCAGCGUUGACGAUCCGAGUAUAUGGGCUGUAAAAUGCCGCCCCGGCAAGGAGCGGGAGGUUGUUUUUAAUAUUAUGAAGCGAAUCGAGGACCGUCCACCGGGCUCCAGGAGGCCAAUUCGAAUCAUGUCUGCGUUUGAACGGGGCGGAACGAUGAGUGGGUAUAUCUAUGUGGAAGCUCGCAAGCAGGCGGAUGUCGUCGAUGCCUUGAACGAUAUGUCGAAUGUAUAUACUAAGUCGAAGAUGAUAUUGAUCUCCGUGAAGGAAAUGCCCGAUCUUCUCCGAGUUACCAAAUCGGAAGAGUUAAUUCCUGGUGGCUGGGUACGAAUCAAACGGGGCAAGUAUCAAGGCGACUUGGCACAGCUCGAGGACGUGGAGACGAACGGUCUGGAUGUCACUGUCAGGCUUGUCCCUCGUCUGGACUAUGGCUUGAACGAGGACAUGGGCGCUCCAAAUGGUGAUGUGAAACGGAAGAGACCAGGUGUCGGCAGCACCAUUGCUCGUCCUCCCCAACGGCCCUUUAGCGAAGCAGAGGCCAAGAAGAAGCAUGCUAAGUAUCUGAGUGCCACCUCUGGGCUUGGAGGGAAAACUUGGAAUUAUUUGGGGGAUAAUUACGUUGACGGGUUCCUUAUCAAAGACAUGAAAGUGCAGCAUCUGAUUACAAAAAAUGUCAACCCACAGCUCGAUGAGGUCACAAAGUUCGCCCGAGGCGCCGAUGAUGGCACUGCGAAUCUUGAUCUUGCUGCUUUGGCUGCGAGUCUUAAAAAUACGACCACUGAAGACUCAUAUCUUCCUGGGGAUACUGUUGAAGUUUUCCAAGGAGAGCAGCAGGGUGUCGUUGGCAAGACGGUAUCCACCCGCGGGGAUAUUGUUUCCGUUAAGGUCACGCAAGGCGAACUCAAAGGACAGCAGAUAGACGUGCCGAUCAAGGGCCUUAGGAAGCGCUUCCAAGAAGGUGAUCAUGUUAAGGUCAUUGGCGGCAGUCGAUUCCGUGACGAGCUGGGCAUGGUGGUUCGCAUUAAGGAUGACAGGGUUACGCUGCUCAGUGACAUGAGUAUGCAGGAAAUUACAGUGUUCAGCAAGGAUAUUCGAGAGGCUGCGGAUGCUGGUGUUGACGGGAAACUUGGCAUGUAUGAUGUUCACGAUCUCGUGCAGCUUGAUCAAGCUACUGUUGGGUGUAUCAUCAAGUUAGAUCGAGAAUCCAUGCGAGUUCUUGAUCAGAAUGGAUCUGUUAGAAACGUACUGCCGUCACAAGUCAUGAAUAAGAUCCCCCAGCGUCGCAAUGCUGUCUCAACCGAUCGUAAUGGCUCAGAGAUAAGGUGCGGCGAUACAGUCCGUGAAGUUACCGGAGAACAACGAACAGGCGCCAUUCUUCACAUCCACCGCUCAUUCCUUUUCCUGAAAAACAAAGAUGCCAGCGACAACGCGGGCAUUAUCGUUACGAGAGCUUCGAAUGUGACCACGGUAGCGACCAGUGGCGGGAGACUGGCCAGCCGAUCGGCUCCCGAUUUUUCGACAAUGAACCCAGCAAUCCAGAAAAAUGGAAUGAAUGGCAGCGGAAUGCCACCUCCCAAGUCAUUUGGUAGGGAUCGAACUAUUGGCAAAACUGUAACGAUUCGAAAAGGCCCAUUCAAGGGUCUGUUGGGUAUCGUCAAAGAUACAACCGAUGCUCAGGCACGGGUUGAGUUGCAUUCGAAAAACAAGGUGAUUACUGUGGACAAGGAUAUGCUCUCCAUAAAAGAUCCUAUCACUGGUGCUUCGAUCGAUCUCUCCCGGUACGGUGGGAGAGGUGGUGGUGGCGUUGGCCGGGGCCGAAUCCCUCACAAUAGCUCUGCAGCUCCCCCCGACUGGUCAGGUAGUCGAACACCUCUAGCUGCAAAUGACUCCUCGCGCACUCCAGCCUGGCGUUCUUCUUCCUCACGCACACCAGCUUGGGGUUCUGCAACAGCAAGCGGUUCCCGCACUCCAGCAUGGAAAGCAGAUGGUUCCCGUACUUCAAACCCAUACGACGCCAGCAGAACUGCCUAUGGUGGGGGCCGCACGCCCGCCUGGACUUCUGGAACAAAGACUCCGUACGACUCCAGCUCCGGCUUUGGCAGCUCCUCAACUUCGGGCUUCGAUGCAUUUGCUGCUGGCUCCCGAACACCAGCACAUCCUGGCGCUGGCUCGCGUACACCUGCCUGGGCACCGGGCUCCGCAGCUCCUCCUCCCAUCGGGCAUAGUAAUGGAAGCAAGGGCGGGUACGAUGCCCCUACUCCUGGUGCGGAUUAUUCCGCACCAACGCCUGGUCCUUAUGGAAGCGCACCGACACCCGGCGCCACGGCUGCAACACCACGAGGUUGGGCAGACAAUGCACCCACGCCUGGCGCCAUUCAUGCGCCGACGCCGGAUGCUUCUGGGUACUCUGGCAAGCGCCCUGGUGAGCUGUACGAUGCUCCAACCCCAGCUGCAAUGUCUUCUAUGGGCGGUGGGAGGCCGUACGAUGCUCCCACUCCGGCGAUGGGAAUGGGUAUUCCAGCUACGCCCGGUGCGGGUGAUGAUGGCGGACCUAGAUAUGAAGAAGGCACGCCGAGCCCUUGA
Molecule: messenger RNA, 3243 nt
Organism: Histoplasma mississippiense
Lineage: Eukaryota; Fungi; Ascomycota; Eurotiomycetes; Onygenales; Ajellomycetaceae
Exons: 5
Coding region: 1-3243 (1080 amino acids)
Biological process (GO): regulation of transcription by RNA polymerase II; regulation of DNA-templated transcription elongation; transcription elongation-coupled chromatin remodeling
Cellular component (GO): DSIF complex
Molecular function (GO): protein binding; mRNA binding
Source: RefSeq, a predicted model, not a curated record